AUGUCCAUCAGUAUGGACCUCAAUCGUUACUCAACUCCAAUAAAAAAAGAAUUUAUGGAUUCAGAUGAUGAAAGUAUAGAUGAGAGCCAACCUAUGAUUAAAAAAGAGUAUCAAAACCAUUCAGUUGACGAUUUGCUCCAUGCCAUUGACAAGAAUAUAUCAUCAACCUCAUUUCACAAUGAGAACAGCUUUUUAAACACAUCCAAUACCAAUUCUAAUUCUUUUAACAGUGAAGCUUCUAAUGAUCCAAGUCCCAUAAAACCAUUGAACUGGAAACAGCAACAGCAAGAAAACCAUCAAAGUUUGAAUAAUCUUCUUGGUGAAUUACCAAAUUUAAAGACUCCAUUGAAAGAAAAUGUUAUGCAAGAUAUUCCAAGAGCACCAUCAUUUGAUGAAUUAGAGUUCAAUACUAAAGUGAACAGAACUUCCUCAUUAUCUAGACUAAGUGGACCAAGGCAACUAUCAUCAUCAUCCAUAUGCAGAACAUUUUCAAACAAGUUACCAAAUUCUCACAGUAACAAAUCUCUGGGAGGCCCCUCCACAAGAGAUAAUUCACCAUCCAAAAAAUCGGUCUGUUUUGAAAAUUCACCACCAAAGAUAAUGGAAUAUGAUGAGUUAACGCCUGAACAUUCGGAUGAAUCUUUUGAUGAAGAUCGGAAAGACACCAACCCAUUUGAGUCCAACUGGAAUGCUAAUGUCAAACCUUCAUUACACGCAUUACCUCCAUUACCACCAAAACAUACCAUUAGCAGCUCAAUCUCAUCACCAACUAAAGAAACUUCGAUCGGUUCCGUUGAUGGCUCAUUUGAAGAUGAAUUAACACAUGAAGAACUUCAAAAGGAUAAAAGCUCAUUAACUUUGGAAAAACGUUUGGAUUUGGUCCUUGGCUCUAACGAGGUCUCUGAAAGAGUCCAAAAUGAUGAAAUGACUAAAGGUUCAAGCAGUCCUCAAAGGUCAUUGACUAAGAAAGAAGAAGAUUUGAUUUAUAAUAUCAAGAGUAAAGAGGAAAUUGAACGUGAACAAUCAUUAAGAGAUGCUGCUGAUUUGUUUGAAGUUGACUUGCGCAAUAAUGAUAAAGAAUCAAAUGAUUUGAGCUUAGCUCCACAAUUGAAAAGAAGGGGUUCAAACAACUCUUUAAGAGAUGAGGAAAGAGAAUUGCAAACAAUUGUGGUUCAAAACACUUCUGCCCCAAUAGUUUUGGAAGAUGGAAUGAAAAAUGUUGAUGUUGCUUCGUUGAACCGCUCAACUGAUGAUCUUCUAAGCUUGCAAUCCGCUUUCACAAAUAAUGAUACAGAAUCUUUUGCAUCAGCUACGGAAAUUUAUGACAAUGAAUCUGAGGAUAAUGAUGAACCUGUUGAUACUGCUGAACAAUCAAUAAUGAGAAUGCUGAGUGAAAAUAGUGCAAAUACUAAUAAUGGAUUUCAAUCUUCAACUUCAAUUUCAACUCUACGAAAUGGUUCCUCUUCAGACUCCCCCGUCAAAACCCAUAAAAAGAAAUUGUCCCUGAGUGAUUCAAUCAAUAAUGGGUUGUCGUAUAUUUCAUCAUUUGGCAAAAAUAUGAAAGACGCUAUUCACAAAAGAACCGACAGUGGCUCAGAGAUUAAACAAGAAGAUCCACAAUCAAGUUUUAGUGAUUAUGGUGAUGGUAAUGAAGAAGCUCCAAGUGAAGCACCAUUGGAAGCACACCCUGUUCCUGUUGUUGAGAUAAUCGAUACCCAUGAUGUUCAGUCAUAUGCUUCGUCAGUUACUGAACAUGAUUAUGAAACACCAAGAAAUUCAGUUGAACCUUCUGAAUCAUUGCCAUUGUUGGAUCAUCAAACGGCAGAACCGUCACCUUCAUUCACACCAGAUGAAUCACAAGAUAAUGAAUCAGCUAUUGAUAUGUUGGAUUUGCAACCACCCUUGAAGCUAACUAAUGAAACUGAUGAAGCUGACGGCUCAUUUAGUGAUGAAUUCAAAGAAACUCCAUUGUUCAAUACUUCGGAUACUUCUGAUAGUAAAAAUGUUUUACCAUUUGGAAUUCAUAUUAAACAAGAAACACAAGUUGAUGAUGAAGUUGAUAAUGAAAUACCUACUGGUGAGCUUGAUGAAGUAAGCUUGAACCAAAUUGAAACGUCAUUGAGUGAAAAUUCAUCUGAAAUUCUCAAGUUUGAGUCUGAACCUGAACCUGAAAUGGCUUCAUCAUUCAAGCAAGAGUUCAAGGAAGAAGAGGAAGACGUCAAACCAGAGAUCCCAGUCAUCAAGCAUGAAUUGCCUUCAUUCAAUAGCACACUAUUUCAUGAUAAAGAACCAUUAGAUGAUGACGAUGUUUUAGAAUUACAGACACCACCAACAGACUACAUUUCAAUAUGGCAUAGUCAGCCAAAAUCUUGCUCACCAAAACCUCAAUAUAGCGUAUCACAAAGAAAAGUUUCCCCCCCUGAAAAAGUUUUGAAAUUGUUGAAUAGAAGAAUAAGUUCAAGUGGUGACAGUGACGGUGAAGCAAGCAAAAGAAAUUCUGUCUUGAGUAUUGGUUCCUCAUCAAUUGACCUUUCCAGACGCAAUUCAUUGAUUACAACUUCUGUUUCCAAACCAUCGUACAUUAGAGUUGGUUCAAGAAAUUCAUUUUUACAUGAUUUGAGCAAAGAUCACAAUGAUUCGUCUUUCAUCAAUAGGUCGUUGAAAGGACCAGAUGUCUCAGUUGUUGAUUCAUCCAAUGUUUUAGCCAAUUCUUCCGAUAUUGUUUUGCCAGAACUUACAAACUCAUCAGAUUUUGCUAAUGCUUUUAAAGAAUGGGAAGUUGAGAAACAGCUUGAUAAUAAUAAUAUUUUAAAAGAUCUUGAACAAGACACUGAGCAAUUGAGUGCUGCUAAGAAAUUGAAAGAUACUACAAACCAUCAAGAUAUUAAAAAUAUAUGGCAAAAUGGUUCAAAUGAUCCAACUCCAACUCCUCCUCCAGCUGCAACCGGUGAACAAAAGAGCCGUACUCCAUCUAUUGACACUGGUAAAAUUAAGAACUUCAUUGCACAAAAUGGUGUUCAAGGAGAAUUUGCUAAUGUCAAAUCAUCAGAAGCUGUUGGUAGAGUUAUCGUUAGUAAUAAUGAGGAUCACAGUAUUGAGCUAGAAUAUGACCAAGACUCACGUUAUAACUCUUUGAAUAAUUCUAAGAUUGAACCAGCCGAUAAAUUUGUUGAUGCUGAGGAACAUCAGGCUGUUCUCCCUGUUAUCCAACAAGAACCUGAACCACAACCAGAAGAAGAACCAAGACACAAAAGGUUUAUAUCUGGAUCAUCAACCAAUUUGGAUAAUCUGUAUGAUUUAAAUGAAGAGUUUGAUAAAGCACUACAAAUCAAAGAACAUGGAUAUGCUACAAGAGAGCCUAAACAGGUCAUCAUUGCCAAAAGUCAAACAAAUAAUAAAGACAAUGAUAUGCUUGAUCCGGUUGAGUUAGCUAAGCCUUUGGUUCCAGAAGCUGAUAAUAUUAACUAUGUUAAACAAAGAGAACAAAAGGUGAAAUCCAAAUAUGGUGAUAGAGUUCCAAGUGCUAGAGUGAGAGCACCUCUGAGUAAUGUUGGUGAUUCCAACCUAAAUGCACAAAGUAACAAACCUAAAUCCAGAGUACCAAGUGCUAAUACAAGAGUUAUCAGUGAUGAAUAUAAACCAGGUGAGCUUUUGAUGAAAAAAAGAGAACCACAUGUUACCAAAAGAGUAUCUGUUGCUCCUAAUGAGAACGUUGAUUUGCCAAAAAGUGAUCUUGGUAGAUUAUAUAUUCAUAUCAACACUUUGGAUGAUGUAUUGUUGGAUCAAAUCAAGUAUCAUAAAGCAAGUUUCAAAUUAUAUUUGGAUAAUGGGAAGCAUGUGAUAUCAACACCAAAAGCAACGUUAGACAAUAAUCAAAAGAUUGACAAAGAAUUUGAAGUUGCUAUUGAAGAGGACUCUACGGAUUUAUUUUUCACUUUAAAAGUUAGCUAUCAUACCCCUGAUCAAGAAUUAGUUGAAGUUGUUGAAAAAACACCAAUUAAAUCAAAUAGAUUGAGUCGUUUACUUGGAUUUAAACAAAAAUUCAAGUAUGAAAAAAAAUUCAUAACUCAAAAGAAAACUAAAGAUGAUUGGGACAAUAAAUUUGCUAAUGAUGGUAGUUUUGGUAAAAACAAAAUAAGUUUCAGUGCACAAGAUAAUGAUGUUUCAGGUAAAUGCCAAAGUUAUAUUGUUGAGCUAUUCAAUGAAUGGGAGGUUGUGAAGCAAAGUGACAAGAUUUACAAGAAACCUGCUCAUCUGGUUGGAAAAUUGAAUGUUGAUAUGUUAUUUUUACCAAGAACUUCGCCUUUGGAAACUUUACCACCUUCAAUAAAGAUAGGUUACAAGAUUGCAGAUCAUUUGGUGGAACAAUCCAAAAUAAAUUAUGAAGGCUAUUUAUUCCAAGAAGGUGGUGAUUGUGAUUUGUGGAAACGUCGUUUCUUCAAAAUUGAAGGUACUAAGCUGAUUGCACAUCAAGAAACUUCAAAAAAACCAAGAGCACAAAUCAAUUUGCUGAAGGUUGUUGAUAUUAUACAUGAUGGGAAGAAAACAAAUAGUCAAAGAAACUUUACAGAUGAGAUUUUAAUGAGUGAUUGUUUUAAACUGAAAUUUUUAAAUGGUGAAAUAAUAAAUUUCAAUGCGGAAACAAAAGAAUUAAAAGAUGAAUGGAUUCAAAAUUUGGAAAAAGUUGUGGAAUUGAAUAAAUUCCAUCAACCAUGGGUCAAAUUGUUGACUCAAAAUAUGUAA
Molecule: messenger RNA, 4743 nt
Organism: Hansenula anomala
Lineage: Eukaryota; Fungi; Ascomycota; Saccharomycetes; Phaffomycetales; Wickerhamomycetaceae
Gene: BUD4
Product: Bud4p
Exons: 1
Coding region: 1-4743 (1580 amino acids)
Biological process (GO): axial cellular bud site selection; protein localization to bud neck
Cellular component (GO): cellular bud neck contractile ring
Molecular function (GO): GTP binding
Source: RefSeq, a predicted model, not a curated record